Triticum aestivum (bread wheat) is the source of this 1195-nucleotide messenger RNA. Its product is annotated as stem-specific protein TSJT1. The coding region runs from base 204 to 998 and encodes 264 amino acids. The transcript is spliced from 2 exons. Lineage: Eukaryota; Viridiplantae; Streptophyta; Magnoliopsida; Poales; Poaceae. The record is from RefSeq and is a predicted model, not a curated record.
UCACAUCAUCAUCACCAGCACCGACUCCCGAUCAACCCGAUAUUUCCGGCUCGUGCCAUCCCAAAUCGCUAUAAAAAAGGCGCCCAUCUCCAUCCUCAACCUCCAUUCCAUUCGCCAUUCCCGCCCUCCUCUCCUCCUGUCGCCUCCAGAGCAACAGCAGCUCCGGCUCGAGCAAGAAACAAGUACUAGUUUGAUCUGUCAAGAUGUUGGCCAUCUUCCAGAAGCAGGUGGCGCACGCGCCGCAGGAGCUCAACAGCCCCCGCGGCAGCACCGCCAAGCCCAAGAACCCCGACGAGAUCCUCCGCGACUUCCACGCCGCCCACCCCUCCGACGCCUUCUCCACCUCCUUCGGCGGCGGCGCCGCCCUCGCCUGCGUCGCCGCGCAGCCCCGCAACCUCGCCGCCGCCGGCUACCAGAGGAUGUUCUGCGGGCUGGACGACAUCUACUGCGUCUUCAUGGGCACGCUGGACAACCUGAGCAGCCUGAUGCGGCAGUACGGCCUCACCGGCCGCUCCACCAACGAGGCGCUGCUGGUGAUCGAGGCCUACCGCACCCUGCGCGACCGGGGCCCCUACCCGGCGGACCAGGUGGUGAAGGACCUGUCCGGCUCCUUCGCCUUCGUCGUCUUCGACAACCGCGGCCGGUCGGGGUCGGGGGCGGCGGUGUUCGCGGCACAGAGCACGGACGGCGGCGUGCCGCUGCACUGGGGCGUGGCGGCUGACGGGUCGGUGGUGAUCUGCGACGACCGCGGCGUGGCCAAGGCCGGGUGCGGCAGGUCGUACGCGCCGUUCCCGCCCGGGUGCAUGUUCCACAGCGAGGGCGGGCUCAAGAGCUUCGAGCACCCCAUGAACCGGCUCAAGGCGUUCCCGCGCGUGGACAGCGAGGGCGUCAUGUGCGGCGCCAACUUCAAGGUCGACGCCUUCACCAAGAUCAACUCCAUGCCCCGCGUCGGCAGCGCCACCAACUGGGCCGCCACCUGGGACGACGCCGCCAUCUGAUCUCCGGCGCCGGCGACGCGCGCCUCGUGGCCUCGUCGGACUUCUGAAUUUAGGCUUACUGCAUUUUACUUAUAUUUUUUCUUUGGCAAUGUACAUUCUGAUCUGAUCUGAUCUGAGCCGUGUGUGGGCGUGGGCACGCUGACACGUACGGUUGUUUGCUUGUACGAUGGAGGAAUAAGACUUUGCUUCCAGUCCAA